Molecule: messenger RNA, 1181 nt
Organism: Rhinolophus ferrumequinum (greater horseshoe bat)
Lineage: Eukaryota; Metazoa; Chordata; Mammalia; Chiroptera; Rhinolophidae
Gene: TEX52
Product: testis expressed 52
Exons: 3
Coding region: 44-961 (305 amino acids)
Source: RefSeq, a predicted model, not a curated record
UCCCUACAGAGCUGCCCCUCCCAGCAAUCAGGCUCAGAAGAAAAUGGCCUGUCACCCACGAAGAUCACCCAGAGGGCGGAAUACAUCCCAUGUCAGAGAACCUUUCCGGCAGAUGGUCGAGGCCGGUGAGGCCCUACUGGCCUCCCACACGUGGCCUCAGCGUGAGUUCUUCCUCCCGGAUGAGCCCUGGGAAUGGCCUGGCUUCACCCGGCAAGCCUACCACCAGCUGGCCCUGAAGCUGCCACCCUGCACAGACAUGAAGUCCAAGGUACACCACCGACUAAUCCACCCGUGGAAGGAUACAACGGAGCACACGUGGGGCUUCCACACGUGGCUCGACGUGGGGCGCUUGCCGGCUACCUUCCCCGCCAGGCCCGACAGGCCCUAUGACAGUAAUGUCUGGCGCAGGCUGACCAACUCCAGGGCUCACUGCCGCCCCCCAACGGAGCCCCCCAUUCCCCCUCCCUCCUGGAUGGGUCAAAACAGCUUUCUGACCUUCAUCUGCAGUAAUCCUCCUAUCUUCUUGGAUGCGAAUAGGAAGAGCCAGGUGAUGUUCAGGACAGCGAAGGAACUAAGAGAGAUGGAGAAACUCAAACUGAGGAGUGAAGCAAGGGCACCUCCACUUGAUGCCAAUGGCAACAUCCUGCCCCCAAAGAACUUCAAGAAGUACCGACACAUCUCAGCUGGUGGGAGGUUUGAACCCCUCGGCCUCCAGCUCCUGCCCAACCCACUUCCCGAUGAUUCUGCCAGGGGCUGGCCAUGCCCGAAUCCUCUGCCUCAUUAUCGGGAGAAUGCGCUCAAGUUGGCUUUGCUCCCCAGUGCGCCGCUAGACCAGGACCUCGUGAGAAGCUACCAAACCCUGAUAGAGGACCGGGUGCUCUUGCCCCUCCACCAUCUCCCCAAAGCACAACCCAGCCAAGACGUAGCGAGGAAGAGAAAGAGAAGAGCUGGACACACCUAGAAAAGCUUCCAGAUGGGUGGGGACCAUGGUGGGCAGACAGAACCCCAUUCUCAACCAAUGUGCCGUUAGCAAGAAGCCUUUGGGGUGGCUGAAGGACUCUGGCUUCUGCAGAACACAGCCUGUCCGCCAUCCCCCCAACUUCAAGCCACCUCUGUAGCCCGGGCUCCUCACGAAUCUACCGAAACCCUAAAUUGUUCUCUGUCCUCCUUGGAGGACUCUU